UUGCAGGAGCCGCCGCCGGCUUCAAGUCUGCAGCGGGAUUUGGCGAUGCUCCCGUCGUGCCUUGCGCCGUCUCCAUAGCUACCGCCCGGCGGGCGUCCGCCGUUGCCUAGGCCGCGGCGGGCUCACCGGGAGGCGGGAUGGGCCCCGGGUCGCCGCUGGGGUUCUUCCCGAGGCUUCUCGCGGCCUGCCUUCUAUUGCCGCUCUCCUCGUCCACGGAAGCGUCAACGAGCGCGGCCACCUCGGAGCCCCCGACCGGCUGGGAUGAGGCCACGUCGGGGGGCCCGACAGCGGGUACCCCGCCUUACCCGACCCCUAGUCCCAGCCAGGCCUCCUCUAGUCCGGGCCCCGCCAGCAGCCCUGCGUGGACCUCCGACCCGGGCCCCGCCAGCAGCAAGCCCAGUCCGACAGACGCGGCGGGGGUGCCCGUCCCUUCGGAGCUGCCGGACCCUGGAACGACUCCCCGACCUGGUCCGUGGCCCGCGCCUGUGACCGACGUGGCCAAGUUGUGUGUCUGUGACCUCCUGGUGGACCAGUGUGAUGUAAAUUGUUGCUGUGACCCCAUAUGCACUGCUGCAGAUUUCAGCCUCUUCACUAUGUGUUCAGUUCCUGUUGUCACAGGUGACAGGCAUCUCUGCUGGCAGCAAGAAGCUCUCUAUUCAAUAGAUCCAACAGCGCAUCCUCCAGAGAGGAUCUUUCAAUUAGCCGACAAGGUCAACCCCAGCAUUUUCUGUAUUCAGUCCACCAACAACAAAGCUGCCUUAUCGUUCCAAGCCCCAGAAAUACCUACUAUGCACAAUUUUGAUAGGUUGCUUGAAGAAUUUGGCGACAAUACCUUUGGUAUUGAAAGCAACCUUGCACUGGAGGAUGAGUUGGACACCCGGCAGGCUACAAGUACAAACAGUACCAGCAAGUACAAGUAUAACGAUCCCAUACAGACAUCAGAUGGGUUUCUAAGUCUCCCUGCUCCACUCUUCCUCGCCUGGUGUACCCACAGUAACCCUGCAGGGUUUCUUGUGAACCAGGCAGUGAAAUGCAACACGAUGAUCACGGGAGAUGCAUGCACCACCCUGCCAGGCCUCAGCAUGCAGUUCUACACCAGUCCUAGUAUUUUGGCUGCACCAGAGUCAAGACUUGUGGUGAACGUCACCAUCCAGUCCAUAACCGUGCAGAGUCCGGAGGGGCUGCGCACGCGUCUGAAGAACACUGAUGCUCUGAUUCUCCCCACAUUAAAUGGUCAGUCAUGCAGUAACGUGGUUCUGGAGGCAAGUUACCUUAUUACCUUCACAGAGGCAGGUGAAAUUGCCAGUGCGGGUGUAUCUUUGAUCCUGGGGACCAUUAACAUGAUGGCACGUUUUGUAUUGCAGUCCUUUGAGAUCCGUUUCAUUCAGCAAGAAACUCAGCCUGUUCGUCUCAGUGGAAGCCCUGGUUAUGUUGUUGGCCUACCAAUAAAAGCUGGAUUUCGGACUCCUGGAUCUGGAAUUGUUCAGAGCACAAAUGAAGCUGGACAGCUUACCCUCAUGAAGAGCACACCUGCUCAGGAUUGCUUAGCUGUAGAAGGAGUUAGAACCCCAAUAUUGUUUGGGUACAGCAUGCUGUCUGGAUGCCAACUACGCAUUACCAAGGAUGCGGACUGCAGGCUCUUGGCCCCAGCGCUCCUGAGUGUGCUGAGGGGUCAAAACUUCCCAGACUACGUGGCCUCUUUUGGAAAUUCUCUGCCCCAGAAUGAACUGGACUGGCUGCAAAUUUCUAACAACGUCACCGAACCGAGCACCUGCGAAAUUCCCGUGUCAUUUCAAAUAGAAGUGAAAUGGACUAAAUAUGGCUCCUUAGUUAACCCCCAGGCGAAAAUCGUGAGUCUCACGGCGACGGUGAUGACAGCCGUCUUGCCCCAGGUUGACUCAGGAAGCGAACAAACAAUCCAGAUCUACAGCUCUGCCACUUUUGUUGACGUCUCUGCGCCCGCUGAGCCGGGUUACAAAGCACGACCAACCAUCGAAGCCAACUUGCCCUUCGACUUUUUCUUCCCAUUUGUUUAGUCGCAGCGUGAACUGCUUCUUCCUUCCUUUUCUCAGAGCGAGAGGGAACCAGGUUUUAAACCACUCUUCCACUGGGAUCAAAGAUCCCUCCAAAACAUUGACUGGCUGCAUGUCUGAAAAGGGAGUAUGUGGGGAAAGGAGCCCCAACUAAGCCGUGGCAGGGUUGGACUAGAGGAGACAACAGCAGCAACUCCCCUCCAUAAUCCUGUUUAGCAGUGAGAGAGGGGGGUCCUUCAGCAAAUGCAGCUUCCAUCAUGUGCUGCAGUGGAAGUUUUGUGGAGUACACCUCAGCUCCUGUGCUGUGCCUACCCCCAGGACAGAGCCAUUCCGCGCCUCCUCUUGUAAUACGUGGGCAGUCACCAUCUUUGCAGGGAAUCGUAAAAGAAGGAGCUGUGAAUCAAGAUGGGUAUGCUGUGCUUCCUCCUCUCCUGGGAAGCUCCAGUUCCCACCACUGCUGCCCCCCCCCAAACUCACACACUUGGAUUGUACUACACACCUUGAUAUUUCUUCUGAAUUUAUUUUCCCCAUGUUUUCCAUUCUUGAGGACUACUAACUCUCCAAAGCCCACUGCAUGUUCCUAUAUUCAUUUCCAUGGUCCUGCAAGUAGGAAGAGCUUAUUGUAAGACAUUGCUUUAUUUUAUUUUAUUUUAUUUUAUU
Molecule: messenger RNA, 2693 nt
Organism: Podarcis raffonei (Aeolian wall lizard)
Lineage: Eukaryota; Metazoa; Chordata; Lepidosauria; Squamata; Lacertidae
Gene: TCTN1
Product: tectonic family member 1
Exons: 14
Coding region: 138-2036 (632 amino acids)
Biological process (GO): protein localization to ciliary transition zone; cilium assembly
Cellular component (GO): MKS complex
Source: RefSeq, a predicted model, not a curated record